Molecule: messenger RNA, 3777 nt
Organism: Xyrauchen texanus (razorback sucker)
Lineage: Eukaryota; Metazoa; Chordata; Actinopteri; Cypriniformes; Catostomidae
Gene: strip2
Product: striatin interacting protein 2
Exons: 22
Coding region: 30-2555 (841 amino acids)
Biological process (GO): cytoskeleton organization
Cellular component (GO): cytosol
Source: RefSeq, a predicted model, not a curated record
GCGCGGCGAUCAGAACUUCAGCCUGACAGAUGCAGCAGCACACCGACGACAUGGAGGUACCUUUACUUAAUGAUACUAACAGUAACAGACAGAAGUCUGUGUCUCCAGACAGGGAUGGGUUCAACAUACAGCAGAAGGAUUCGGAGGGGUCCAUGGAGUCCACCAACCUAGAGUUUGAAUAUGGGGACACAGACAGCUUCACUGCAGAACUCUCAGAGCUGUAUAGCUACACAGAGGAGCCAGAGUUCAGUCUAAACAGGGAUUAUUUUGAGGAAGACUUCAAGAAUCAUGUGAAGGGAAGGAGGUGGAUGGAGUUGAGUAUGGAGGAGCAGAGGGCGUAUGUCAUGAGACUCCUUGAUGCUCUGGAGGUCACAGAUCGAGACAAGAGACUCAAAGUGUCUAGAGCCAUCCUGUAUUUGGCCCAAGGUGUGUUUGAUGAGUGUGACACAGAGAUAGACGUCCUCUACUGGUCUCGACACAAUGUCUUCCUCCUCUACGACAUGGGCAUCUUCACCGCUUUACUGGAACUCCUCAGCAUGGAGAUAGAAAAUAACCAGGCAUGCAGCAGCGCGGUAAGAAAACCAGCUAUAUCUCUGGCAGACAGCACUGAACUUAGGGUUCUACUAAGCAUCAUAUAUUUGAUGGUGGAGACCAUUCGUGUGGAAAUGGAGGGUGACAACCCAGAGAGGAAGGCAGCGAGAGAGGCCUUCAAAACAGAGUUGGGUUCACCCCUUUAUAAUGGCGAGCCCUUUGCCCUUCUCCUCUUCACCAUGGUAACCAAGUUUUGCAGCAUGAAUGCGCCCCAUUUCCCCAUGAAGAAAGUGCUGCUCCUACUGUGGAAGACCAUUUUGUUCACAUUGGGAGGUUUCGAGGAGCUGCAGGAGAUGAAGGUGAGAAUGAGAGAGCGGUUUAAUCUACUGCCCCCCCCUGAGGACAGCAUUAAGGUGGUGCGAAAUAUGCGAGCCGCCUCCCCUCCAGCCUCGGCCAUGGAACUCAUCGAACAACAGCAGCAGCAGAAGAGAGGACGCAGGAGUCGCAGGAGUGCCUUUGUUGAUAGCUUGGAAGGAGACAGUCCCUAUGCCAAGAAACAGCCCCUGGUCAAGCAGGACAGUCUGGACACGUACAAUGAACGGGACCCUUUCAAGAAUGAUGACACCCGGGAUGAGGAGGAAGACCCAGAGGACGUGGACAGUGGCAUUGAGGGAGAGGUUGACCCCCUCGACAGAGACGUCAUCAUCCAACCGCCGCCCCCACCACCACCACUGCGGCCCCCCACUGAGAGAGUAUCCUUCCCCAAGGGACUGCCUUGGGCCCCCAAAGUCAGAGAGAAAGACAUUGAACACUUCCUGGAGACCAGCAGAAAUAAAUUUAUUGGCUUCACUUUGGGAAAUGACACUGAGACCCUGGUUGGGUUGCCCCGGCCCAUACACGAAAGUGUAAAGACUCUUAAACUGCACAAGUAUGUCUCCAUAGCAGAGGUCCAGAUCAAGAGAGAGGAUGAGCUACAGCAGUGCCCCAUGACUAUGGGGGAUGAGGAAGUGCAAGAGACACCUGCAGAGGUUCUAUAUUUUGGAAUGCUGCCCAGCCUCUCACAGUAUGUAAUCGCACUUUUGAAGCUGCUUCUGGCUGCUGCCCCAACCUCUAAAGCAAAGACAGAUUCAAUCAACAUCCUCGCCGAUGUUCUGCCCGAGGAGAUGCCAAUCACUGUCCUCCAGAGCAUGAAGCUGGGCAUUGAUGUCAACAGACACAAGGAGAUUAUCGUCAAAGCCAUUUCUGCUCUCCUGCUACUGCUGCUCAAACACUUCAAACUCAACCACAUAUACCAGUUUGAAUAUGUGGCGCAACAUCUGGUUUUUGCCAACUGCAUCCCUCUCAUCCUGAAAUUCUUCAACCAGAACAUCAUGUCUUACAUCAGUGCCAAGAACAGUAUAUGUGCCCUGGAUUUUCCACAUUGUGUGGUUCACGAAAUGCCUGAACUUACAGCUGAAAGUCUGGAAGCUGGUGACUGUAAUCAAUUCUGCUGGCGUAAUCUCUUCUCCUGCAUCAACCUACUUCGGAUCCUAAACAAAAUCACCAAGUGGAAACACUCCAGAACUAUGAUGCUUGUGGUGUUUAAGUCUGCUCCAAUCCUCAAGAGGGCACUAAAGGUCAAACAAGCUAUGAUGCAACUCUACGUUCUCAAACUCCUCAAGAUCCAGACUAAGUAUUUGGGACGCCAGUGGAGAAAGAGCAACAUGAAAACCAUGUCUGCCAUUUACCAGAAAGUACGACAUCGGCUCAACGAUGACUGGGCGUAUGGGAAUGACAUUGAUGCUCGGCCAUGGGACUUCCAGGCAGAGGAGUGUGCGCUUCGAGAGAGCAUAGAGAAAUUCAACACACGCCGUUACGAUAAGAAUCAGAACAGCGAGUUUACACCAGUAGACAAUUGCCUCCAAAGUGUUUUGGGUCAGCGUGUCGACCUGCCGGAAGACUUCCAUUACAGCUACGAGAUGUGGCUAGAAAGAGAGGUGUUUUCCCAGCCAAUCCAGUGGGAAGGUCUGCUACAGGCCCAGUGAUGCAGCUAUUAACAACUAUCACAGAUUUAAACGGACAGUGCACCCAAAAAUUAACAUUCUGUCACCAUUUACUCACGUUGCUCCAAACAGAAUGACCUGUUUGACCUGAGGAUGAGUAAAUGAUAACAGAAUCGUCAUUGUUGUCUGAACUAUCCCUUUAAUGAUGUGCUGUUUGUGUGAGAAAGACACUUUUGGUCCUUAAUGAACUGACAUAAUUACUGUGGGCUCAUAAUUAACACACAAAUACUCAAAGCAUCGGGCCUACCAUUCCAGUUCUGUAAAUGAAUGCAUGUAAAUACAGAUAUAUACGUGAAUACGCUAUAUGGAAUGGUGACUCUCGAUUGGUAAGUAUGUGUAAAGAGCAUAUAUAUGAAAUCCUGUUUAUGGAAUGAAAGUAUCUUCUCCAAUAUCUGAAGCACACUUUAUAUCUACACAAAUACAGUAUUCUAACGUAUAAACUAUCCUGAAAUUGUUCAUAUUUAUUUAUAUGGUCACUCAUUGUGUAGAACUCUAAAAAUAUGUGUCAGCUUUUGUGCUUAAACAUGAUUUAAAUAUAAAGACGUUCAUGAGUUUGUAAGGUACUGUUACCUUUUCCACCUGUUACCAUAAUUCUGAGGCAGGGUCUCUGGCAGAUGAAUUUACUCAUCCACAGUUUAAUUGAUGAGUUGAUGUGUUAAUUAUUAGAUUGUUAUAAUUAUAGUGUGUUAGUGUUCUUUUUUGUCCACAUGUAGCACUGCACAUCACCACACACAGAGACCCAUGAGCAGCACAAUACACAUUCAAAGUGUCCUUGGUGACUUUACCGUUGCCCACACUAAAAAUACGUCACUCAAUAAACGGUGCUGGUUUUUAACACUCUCUUUGUUAAUUGUGUCUUAUUCUCUGUCAAGGUUAUAUGACAAGGUUUUGUGCAACACUACUUCAAGUUGUUCUGUUUCUCAGUGUUAAAUAUAGAUUAUUCACACAGACUGCACUUCAGUGUUCACUCGUGGGUUUGUUUGUACAGGGUUUUGUCUUGCAAUGUCAUUUCCUUAUCUGUUUUUAUAUUCCUAUUGUUUUGUACUAAAUUAAGGUGCUGUUGAUUUAAACUACCUAUGAUGAAUCACGCCAAAUACAGCACCACCACGUUUUAUAUGUACACUUGAUUUGUUGUACCUGUACAAAAUACACUGUAAGUGAUUGUUGUGAAUUUAUGUAAAAGUCUAAUAAAUUAUAAAGAGGU